AUGACUGAGCCUAGUGGUACCCAAAGCCAGAGUCAGCCUCGGUCUCAAUCCUCGCGCGAUGGCUCCAUCAGUUCAACCAAUUCUGCAGGAGCAGGAGGAGGAGCAGCAGCACCGUCAGCCGGAGGAGCGGCAGGCUUCCUAUCCAAGAUCACCAGAUCUCCUUCGCGGAGACACAAACCUCUGGGAUCUAACACUUCCCUCGACGCUACUCUCUACGCCGCAGGCUCGACACCGCCUCGCCCUCGUCCCCGACCAGCCUACACUCGAACGGCCACGGCCCCUCCUGCGCCCGUCACCCUGAAUCCCAUCAGACCCGAUCUCCUCUCCCGCACCAACAGUGAUGUGACUGGCCACGCUACCUCUGAGAACAACAUGCUUCCUCUUCCCACUGGGAGCAUUGCUCCCGUCUACAAUGCCUCGGGCGUGAGCCGCGCCCCGUUACACAAGGUCUCCAGCAAUGUCAGCGUGGGUGAAGACACUACAAGUACACACAGCACGAAGGGCAAAGAAAACCCGCCGCGAGAGGUGGAUGUCCCCUCCGCGUUGGCACUCAAUGGCCUGCUCCUCAACAACUCGGCCGGCGCUGUCGCGAGCCAGCCCAACAAUCUGGCGUCCUAUUCCCAGAUACAAGAGAUGACACACAAGAGGAUAGCAACGCUGGAAUACCUGCGAAGGGCGCACGAGGGCCGGUCAUUCUGGUUCAAUACCGUCCUGUUCCACGAAACCGAUAUUUUAAAACUGCCGUCGUAUACACCCAACCGACUGUCGCGGCGCGCAGUCAAUUUCAUGCUCUUAGGAAUGUCACUGCCGACGAUUCUGGACUUUCACCCUCCGCAGCCACAAACGGCGGCAAACGCUGCCAAUAGCACUGCGGUCGCAUACGACUAUUUGAAGAAUUUGAAUACACUUUUCACCGAAUUUGAAUCCUUUCAACAACUACAUCCGCCUGAUGGCAGUUCAGCAAGUUCCCUGAGUCGGGCCCGAAUUCCUCAAAUGUUCAAGAGAGCCACCACGACGUCCAGGCCUCGGAAGUCAAGUGGUCCGGUCACUGACAUUGGCCUUCCCAUGCUUCCCGCUACCUCGCCGCCUUCGACAGUGCCGGAAGGCGGGCAUCAUGGUUCACAACCCUCAAUAGACACUACGGCCAGCGGUACUACGUUUGCCUCGACGGCAACUACGCUGGUGAAUGCUUCGCCGUUGGCUCCUAUGCCAGCAGUCAACUUCCCCAGUGCGUCGGCAUUUCCCCCUCCGGCACCCUUUGAUGCACCGAAUUCCACGCUGUUACCUAACGAGGGACCAUACACCCAUCUUCAAACCCCGCCUCUCCCGUUCACGCCAGACUUCUUCACCGUGUUCGCGACCCUGUGCGACGCUCUGAUCGACACCUAUCAGCGGUUGCUGCAGAUCCUGACCGGUCCUUCGGCAUGCACGACUGUGAUCAGUGAUCUGUUCACCAAGGUCGACGGACGAAUCCGAAAAGUGAUUGUUUCAGCCAUCGUCCGCGAGUUUGAACAAGCCUCCCGAGAAGCGGCCAAGAGAGAGAUGAUCGGGGUUCAGAAAGUGGUGUUGGGAGGGCUGAUGGCAUGA
Molecule: messenger RNA, 1587 nt
Organism: Fonsecaea erecta
Lineage: Eukaryota; Fungi; Ascomycota; Eurotiomycetes; Chaetothyriales; Herpotrichiellaceae
Exons: 1
Coding region: 1-1587 (528 amino acids)
Source: RefSeq, a predicted model, not a curated record